Molecule: messenger RNA, 1276 nt
Organism: Stegastes partitus (bicolor damselfish)
Lineage: Eukaryota; Metazoa; Chordata; Actinopteri; Pomacentridae
Product: myelin and lymphocyte protein-like
Exons: 4
Coding region: 15-473 (152 amino acids)
Biological process (GO): myelination
Cellular component (GO): membrane
Molecular function (GO): structural constituent of myelin sheath
Source: RefSeq, a predicted model, not a curated record
GCAGCAGCAGCAGGAUGGCCUCCAACACUGCCACCAUGGGGAACCUCCCCAGCGGGGUCGGAAUAUGUACAACUAUCCCCGACAUCCUCUACCUACCAGAACUGAUCUUCGGCGGACUGGUGUGGAUCCUGGUGGCGUGCACGCUGGUGGUGCCGCAGAACCCUCAGGGCUGGGUCAUGUUUGUCUCAGUCUUCUGCUUCGUCAUGACUUUUAUUUGGAUGGUGGUGUUCGCCUGUGGGGGGCAUCAUAACAAGGGCAGCUGGGCAGCAGCAGACUUUGUGUAUCAUGGCAUCGCUGCCUUCUUCUACCUCAGUGCUUCAGUGGCCUUGGCCAAAGUGACCCUGGAUUUAAAAGAUGGGGACAACUUUCAAAACUACCAGCUGGACAUCUCGGCAGUGGUUUUCUCAUACGUGGCAACUUUCCUCUACUUCAUCCACACUAUCCUGUCUGCCAUCCGAUGGAAAUCUUUCUAGAGGUUUCCUCCCUGUAGAGCUUCAGAAGCGGCACCAGAACAAAACUGAUUUUUAUUCUUGUACGUAAAGCUGUGGCACACUGACAUGAAGGGACGGUUGACAGUGAUGGGGACUCUCCGAUUGUAGUUUUGACUUUUUACUUCUUACUGGAAGAGGAAGCUGUGGAGCAACAUCUGGUUCAGCACAACAUCUCACAGUGUCCAGCGCUUGGAAGCAGGAUGUGAAUGCACAGCUGAGACUGUACAGCCAGCCAACCCUGAUGCUUUGUGUCACAGACCUGCUUCAUCUCUUCUGCUAAUGGAUCCAGACAACUUCCAGACAACUUACAUCACACAGUAACUGUCUCUACUAAGGCUGAUGUAGAUGUGAUGAGAGCACAAGAAAACACAGAAUACACAUAUGGACAGAUAAAUAAUAUGAUAAUAAGUUCUGAUCCACAAGUUUUUAGUUUCUGGAUUCUCCUUAAAUCUUUGAUUUGGUGUGAAAAGCUGGACCGGUUAUUGGAAAGAAACUAUUGGAGAAGGUUGAGGAAAAUGAUAGAAAAUGGUGGACAUCCCGUCAGACAUCUGAGACCUAAAGAGAUACAGCGCUGUAGUUUGGUAUUCUUGUUUUACUCUCAGCUGAUUAGAGAAAGGGCAUAGUUAGGUUGUUUUUAUAUAUUUUUUAAUAAAUUUAUUUACAUUGUCAAAUAGAAUAAAGCUGAAUGAAUAAGUUGUGGAUCAGACUUCAGCCAGGAUUGUAAAUGAUGCUCCUUUUUUUGCUUUUGUAAUGUAACUGUCAGCUUCAUUUUUGUAUUUUUUUGG